AUGACAACCGACAUUGUUGCUCCACCAAGAGCCAAAUUGUAUGAUAAACUCUUGCUCAAACUCGCAAGAAAGGCACAGAGCUGGCGAAAAUUGUCAGUGCUGACAGCAGCAGUUGGUGUUUUGGAGUGCACAUUAAAUAUUUGGCAAUUCAUAAAGCAGCCGGAUCUAAAGUCACGGACAACGAGACGUCGACAGCUUUGGAUUGACCAGGCUAAAGCAGCAAAUGCUGGGAAGACACGUAUAGCCCUUGUUACAGGCGGAAACACUGGUCUUGGAUAUGAAACUGCCAAGGCAUUGGUCGAGGCAGGUUACUUGACCAUCAUCGCAUGUAGAUCUGUUGGAAAGGGCCAGGAAGCUGUUGACAGGAUCGAAAAGUCAACUGGAAUCAAAGGUAUGGCCAUUGUCAUGUCCCUGGACCUGUCAUCGCAGGAGAACAUCAAGGCUUUCAUACGCGAUUUCAAGGACUUGAACUAUCCUCACUUGGAUGUCCUUGUCAACAAUGCUGGAGUGAUGGAUAUUCCUUUUAUGUUGACCAAGGAUGGAUAUGAAAUGCAGUUUGGUGUGAACCAUUUGGGUCAUUAUGUUUUGACCUUGGGGUUACUUCAGCAGCUGAACAAGGCUGAACAAGGCCGCAUUGUGAUCCUUACAUCAGGAGCCAUGUUUUCGUCAAGCAACAUCCGUUAUGACCGUCUUCAGUCCUCGGUGGGUUACUCUCGUCUUGGACAUUAUUCAUAUUCAAAGUUGGCCAACAUGUUGUUUAUCAAGGCACUGGAUCGUCGACUCCGUGAGCAAGCACCCAGUUCCAAGAUCACAAUCAAUGGGUGCCAUCCAGGCACUUGCCAUACUGAACUCUUCCGAAGCAGCAAGUAUCUGGGUCCGAUACAAGCUCCAUUGGCGCUUGUAUUCCGUAGUCCAUUGUUUGGAGCUAUGAGUUCUAUCUAUCUAGCCUUGGCGCCUCCUGGGCAUGAGUUGGAGAGCACAAGCGGUGAAUACUUUUUCGACCAGGCCCCUAGAGAACCAAAUCCGGCUGUAAAUGAUUUAGAGCAACAGGAUUUGCUGUGGCAAAAGAGUGUUGAGUUUACAGGCGUUGACUUUAAGUUGUAA
Messenger RNA from Lobosporangium transversale, 1104 nucleotides. RefSeq lists its product as hypothetical. The record is from RefSeq and is a predicted model, not a curated record. Bases 1 to 1104 code for a protein of 367 amino acids. Lineage: Eukaryota; Fungi; Mortierellomycota; Mortierellomycetes; Mortierellales; Mortierellaceae. The transcript has 5 exons.